Dermacentor albipictus is the source of this 819-nucleotide messenger RNA. NCBI's taxonomy places the organism in Eukaryota, Metazoa, Arthropoda, Arachnida, Ixodida, Ixodidae. The record is from RefSeq and is a predicted model, not a curated record.
AUGCAGAAAGCAGCUUUCGCUGAGCAACAUGGGAAGAAGAGCGCUGACAAGUCACGCUCAAGUGAACCGUCGGGCGCUGUUGUGACCAAAGCUGGGCCAGUGGCAUCAGGUUCUGCGCCGCCUUCAUCUUCUUCAACCACAGCUACGGACAUCCAACCCGAGCGUGCGGCAAAGGAUAUUUUUCAACGUGACACAGAAGUGAUAAAUGCUGAGGUGAUGUGGUGUCUCAAUGCUGUCAUGACGCACACAUCAUUCCGUGCUGCCGCGGCAUCGGCUUCUCUGUUCCCGUUGAUGUUCCCAUCAUCAGCUACUGCCAAGAAAGUGCAGCUUGGCAAAGAUAAGGUGGGAUAUACUAUUGUCUAUGGCCUCGCACCUUUCUUUAGAGAGAGCCUCGUGUCGGAAUUGAACCAAGCCUCCUACCUCGUCUUAGCGUUUGACGAAUCGUUAAACGAAGUUGCACAGAAGGAGCAAAUGGACGUGUUGGUUCGCUUUUGGUCGGAUGCAGAGGGAAGCGUGAAAACACGCUACCUGACGUCAUGCUUUCUUGGGCGCACGCGAGCUGAAGAAUUGGUGUCCGCAUUUAAAAGUGCCACUGAUGGACUCUCACGUUCGAAAAUUCUUCAGAUAUCAAUGGACGGGCCAAACGUCAACGUGAAGUUUCUCCGUGAGAUCAAGCAGGAACUGUGUGAAUCCAAUGACGGCCACCAAAUUCUCGACGUUGGAAGCUGUGGCCUUCAUGUGGUGAACGGCGUGUUCAAAACCGGACACGCGGCAACAGGAUGGCAACUUGUGGAAUUUCUCCGGGCUAUGCGCCAGUAA